AUGAUUACCAAGGACACCACCAUCCCGCAUGUCUAUGUGCCAGAGGAUGUGCCAUACGACGCUGCCAGGAGUAUUUCUGUCAUCAUCAUCGGGGCCGGCAUUGGAGGCAUAGCGACGUCGGUCCUUCUUCAAAACAAAGUGCCCAACCUCAAUUACACGGUAGUAGAGAAGAACGCGGGAGUGGGAGGUACCUGGUGGGAGAACCGAUACCCCGGAGUGCGGUGUGACGUGGCAUCGCAUUCGUACCAGCUGUCCUUCGAGCCCAACCCGAGCUGGAGCGAAUUCUACGCCCGCGGGGACGAGAUCCGCCAGUACUACGAAGACGUGGCUCGGAAGCACCGCGUGUACGAGCACAUCAAGUUCCGACAUGAAGUGACACAAGCGAUGUGGUCGGCGGAAGACUCACAGUGGCAUGUCCAGGUGCGGGAUCUUGAGAGCGGCACCGUCGAGCUUGCCAAAGCCAACUUUCUAGUCUCUGCGGCCGGGCGACUUAACUCGGCCCAGCUCCCGGCCAUCGAGGACCUCGACCAGUUUGCCGGCUCCGUGGUACACACAGCCGCUUGGGACGCUUCGUUGGACUACAAGGGCAAGAGAGUGGCAGUGAUCGGCAACGGGGCGAGUGGCAUGCAAGUGAUACCCAACAUUCUGGCCGACGUCGAACACCUGGGUCAUUUCGCCCGGUCGAGGACUUGGGUGUCGGCCUACUUCCGAAGCAACCUCUUGUCGGCUCCGGCAGACAAUCCUGGCGGACACCAAUAUACACAGGAAGAGGUGGACCGAUUCACCAGCGACACCAAAGCGCACCUAGCAUACCGUAAGGCCCUAGACGCCACGUUCCACGCCGGGUUUCAGGCCUACAAGGCUGGCAGUGUGGAGAACGCGGCGGUGAGGACCGAGUUAACGGCUCUCAUGUCGGAACGCAUCCAACACGAUCCAGUCCUUCUGGAAAAGCUGAUGCCCGAGUAUGCUCCAGGGUGCAAGAGGUUGACGCCGGCUCCGGGGUACCUCGAGUCCCUGCGCAACCCCAAGGUCAACUACGUGACAGACAAGAUCGUGCGAGCAACACCGUCAGGCCUGGUCACGGCUGACGGCAAAGAACACGCCGUGGAUGUCAUCAUCGCCGCCACAGGCUUCCCAGACUCGUUCGUGCCCCGAUUUCCCGUCGUCGGUCGGUCAGGGGUCCGGCUCCAAGACCUCUGGUCGCCAGCGAGCAAGACCGGGCCCGGGUAUCCGGAGACGUACUUUGGUAUCAUGGUACCACGGUUCCCCAACCUGUUCUUUGUCCUCCAGGCCCAGGGCACCGCGCUGGGCGGCACUGUCCCCGUGCACUGUGAACAGACGGCGACGUACAUUGCGCGUUGCAUCCGUAAGAUCCAGUCGCAGUCCUACUCGGCCCUGGAGCCGAGCCAGGAUGCAACGGACGACUUCAAUGCCGUCGUCGACGGCUUCUUCGCCGACAAGGUCUCCUCCACCGACUCAUGUACCAGCUGGUGGAAGACCUCCAGGCCAUGCGGCCGGCCUCCGCGCAUGGUCAUCUCCUGGCCUGGCUCAGGCCACCACAAGUGGGACAUUUCGCGCGACCCGCGUUGGGAGGACUUUGUCUUCCACCGCCGCACCGGCACCUUGCGCAAUCGAUUCCAUUACUUUGGCAAUGGUAUGACUCGGAAGGAGCUGUCUGGAGACCUUGACUCUUUGACCAGCUACCUGAACGAGGCUGGUCAUAUAGACCUGCGGACCAUUCAUGAGAGUUGGACUGACCAAGUAUAA
Messenger RNA from Capronia epimyces CBS 606.96, 1767 nucleotides. RefSeq lists its product as uncharacterized. The coding region runs from base 1 to 1767 and encodes 588 amino acids. The record is from RefSeq and is a predicted model, not a curated record. The transcript is spliced from 3 exons. Lineage: Eukaryota; Fungi; Ascomycota; Eurotiomycetes; Chaetothyriales; Herpotrichiellaceae.